UCCCUCCUCAGACAACCCAACCACCAAACUGAGACCGUUUGUUGUUUGCUUUUUGAACACACUCGUCACCCCCAAUACUCUCUCUCUCUCUCUCUCUCUCUCCUUUUUCUUCUUCAAAGAAUCAAAUUUGUCAGACGGGCCCUCAACAAACUGGAAAAACAGAGUAUUUGACAUGGGUUUUAAUACCAGUAAUAAAAAUUCAUCCCUGUUGCUGGCUUCUUCGGUUGUAUCGAUAUUGGUAUUGGCCGUGAGCUCUGUUCAUGCUCGUUUCGUGGUGGAGAAGAACAGUAUACGAGUUAUCCACCCCGAGAGCCUGCGCUCCCAGCACGACGGGGCGAUUGCAAAUUUCGGAGUGCCCAAUUAUGGAGGAUCCAUGGUGGGCUCCGUCGUUUACCCUGACAAGGGAGAGCUUGGCUGCACCGCCUUCCGCGGCGAUCAACCCUUCAAGUCCAAACCUCGCAUGCCCACAAUUCUUCUCCUCGAUCGUGGAGAUUGCUACUUUGCUUUGAAGGCAUGGAACGGUCAACAGGCUGGUGCUGCAGCAGUUUUGGUGGCUGAUAGCGUGGACGAGCCUCUGAUUACUAUGGAUUCUCCACAGGACAGUUCUGACGCAAGUGAAUACAUCGAAAAGAUUGAGAUUCCAUCGGUUUUAAUAGAGCGGUCCUUUGGCGAGUCCUUGAAGGCUGCGUUAAAGAAAGAUAACGAAGUUGUGCUAAAAUUAGACUGGUCAGAAUCAAUGCCCCACCCGGAUGAAAGGGUUGAGUAUGAGCUGUGGACUAAUAGCAACGACGAGUGUGGCCCCCGUUGUGAUGAGCAGAUGGAUUUCGUUAAGAAUUUCAAAGGACAUGCUCAGAUUCUUGAAAAGGGUGGUUACACCCAGUUCACGCCGCAUUAUAUAACUUGGUAUUGUCCUAAGCCUUUCAUUCUCAGCAAUCAGUGCACAUCACAGUGUAUAAACCACGGGAGAUACUGUGCGCCGGAUCCAGAGCAGGAUUUUGGACAGGGGUAUGAAGGGAAGGAUGUGGUGUUUGAGAACUUGAGACAGCUUUGUGUGCAUAGGGUUGCCAAUGAGAGCAACCGGUCAUGGGUUUGGUGGGACUACGUGACGGAUUUCCAUAUCCGGUGUUCUAUGAAAGAAAAGAGAUAUAGUGUCGAAUGCGCUGAAAAUGUCAUGAAAUCUCUCUAUCUGCCAAUUGAGAAGAUAAGGAAAUGCAUGGGCGAUCGGGAUGCUGAUGUAGAAAAUGAAGUCCUAAAAAUGGAGCAAGAUCUCCAGGUUGGCCGAGGAUCUCGUGGUGAUGUUACCAUCUUGCCAACAUUGGUUGUAAAUAAUGUUCAGUACCGAGGAAAAUUGGAGAGGACUGCUGUGCUGAAGGCUGUAUGUGCUGGAUUUAAGGAAACAACCGCGCCUCGAAUUUGUUUGACUUCAGAUCUUGAGACCAACGAGUGCCUCGAGAGGAAUGGUGGCUGUUGGAUGGACUCAACAAAUACUAUAAGUGCUUGCCAGGACACAUUUAGGGGUAGAGUUUGUCAAUGUCCUUUGGUGAGAGGUGUGCAAUUUGAAGGAGAUGGUUAUAACUCAUGUCAAGCUGUGGGACCUGGAAGGUGUACAAUAAAUGACGGAGGUUGCUGGUCAGAAACGAGAGAUUGGCAAAAAUUCUCUGCUUGCAUAGAGUACGAACAAAGAGGCUGUCGCUGUCCAAGGGGUUUCCGUGGUGAUGGUCAGACAUGUGAAGAUAUUGAUGAAUGCAAGGGAAAGCUAGCCUGUCAGUGUGAUGGCUGCACCUGUAAGAACACAUGGGGUGGAUACAACUGCCAGUGUAAUGGAGACAAGCUGUAUAUGAGGCCCCAGGAUACAUGCAUUGCAAGAAAUGCAUCGAAGUUCGGAUGGUUUGUUGCCUUUUUGGUCCUAGCUGUUGUUUCAGCUGCUGGUAUUGCAGGUUAUGUAUUCUACAAAUACAGGCUCAGGUCUUAUAUGGACUCGGAGAUUAUGGCCAUUAUGUCACAGUACAUGCCACUAGACAGCCAAAACAAUAAUCAAGUCGUCCACCACGACACUGAGCCACUACGGCAGGGUUCAGCCGUGGUGUAACGAAGGUACAGUUAAAAUGCUCUCUAUGAAACAGAUGCUCGAGCAGUUACUGCUGAAGGAAAAGCUUGCAGGAAAGUGGGGAUUUUCCGUUGGCGAAGAAACUUCAGAUCCAGACAUUGUGAAUUGUCCAUAUACAGGAUUAAGUUAUACACACUCUUGUGUUUCUUCUUUUUCUUUCUCCUUUGUGUAACUAGUAUUAGUGAGAUGUAAAGGAGCCUUGUAGUUCAUGAGAGUUGUAUUUAUAAAGAAGAAUGUUAUAACUUUAUAGAUGGAAUUGUCAUGAACGGGGACAAAUAUAGAAAAAGUGAAAGUGUGUCGAAUAAGAGAGGCUACAGUCCCUGGGGGCAUGGUUUUUAGUU
Rhododendron vialii is the source of this 2448-nucleotide messenger RNA. RefSeq names its product vacuolar-sorting receptor 6-like. Gene Ontology annotation, molecular function: calcium ion binding. The record is from RefSeq and is a predicted model, not a curated record. The transcript has 13 exons. NCBI's taxonomy places the organism in Eukaryota, Viridiplantae, Streptophyta, Magnoliopsida, Ericales, Ericaceae. Bases 173 to 2089 code for a protein of 638 amino acids.